AUGGGGCAUCCGAAUCAUGAAGACAGAGUGUUCCUCUUCUUCACUUCUGCUUCUUCUUCACCCGAAAUCGCCGGCCGUACAUUCUCUCACUCUCUUCUCUAGGGUUUCGCUUUGCUUCUCAUUGCUUUCCUGCUGUUUCUUCUCCGCCAAGUUGUACGGAAGUCGCGCUAUCUAACCUACUGGAGACGUACUGCGCAGUAUAUGUAUAUUUGCUGUACCACUCGUGCUGGGUGAAAUAUAUCAUACAUUAUUGUUGGAAAAAAAAUGAGCAUUGGGAAGUGUGGUUAAGGACUUAGCAUAGUAAUUGCAUGAUAUAAUGGAAGCUACUAGGCGUUGGUUUAAUAAGUUCAGAUCCAAAGACAAGCCAAAAUCCUCAACAAAUAAGGAGAGUGCAGGAAAUGCUAGAGAUGCAUCGAAAGCACCAACCAGUGAAGAGUUACCCUCAAAUGUCACCAAGCAGAAGGUUGCAGCUGCCAAGCAGUAUAUAGAAAACCAUUACAAGAAGCAAAUGAAGAGCUUGGAAGAAAGGAGGGAGAGACGCCAUGUACUAGAAAAGAAGUUGGCUGAUGCUGAGGUCUCUCAAGAAGAGCAGAGCAACCUGCUUAAGCAUCUAGAGAAGAAGGAAACGGAGUAUAUGCGCCUUCAGAGGCAUAAAAUGGGUGCUGAUGAUUUUGAGCCUCUAACAAUGAUAGGGAGGGGUGCUUUCGGAGAGGUUAGAGUUUGUCGUGAGAAAGCAACAGGCCAUGUAUAUGCCAUGAAGAAGCUUAAGAAAUCAGAGAUGCUUCGAAGAGGCCAGGUUGAACAUGUGAAAGCUGAAAGGAAUCUAUUGGCGGAGGUUGACAGUAAUUGUAUUGUAAAGCUGUACUGCUCUUUCCAAGAUGAAGAGUAUUUGUAUCUUAUUAUGGAAUACUUACCUGGUGGAGAUAUGAUGACUUUGCUUAUGAGGAAAGAUACUCUAACAGAAGACGAGGCCCGAUUUUAUGUUGGUGAAACAGUUUUAGCUAUUGAGUCAAUCCAUAAACAUAAUUAUAUUCAUAGAGAUAUCAAGCCAGAUAACUUGCUUCUUGACAAGGAUGGCCAUAUGAAAUUAUCAGAUUUUGGAUUAUGUAAACCAUUAGAUUGUAGUAACCUACAAGAAAAGGAUUUUUCCCAGGGAAAUAACCUCAGUGGUGCUCUUCAAAGUGAUGGGCGACCUGUGGCAUCAAAACGCACACAACAGGAACAACUACAACAUUGGCAAAGGAAUAGGCGGAUGCUUGCUUAUUCUACAGUUGGAACUCCUGAUUAUAUUGCUCCGGAAGUUUUGUUGAAGAAAGGAUAUGGAAUGGAAUGUGAUUGGUGGUCACUUGGUGCCAUCAUGUAUGAAAUGCUUGUGGGAUUUCCACCGUUUUACUCAGAUGAGCCAAUGUCAACUUGUAGGAAGAUAGUUAAUUGGAGAACUCAUUUGAAAUUUCCAGAAGAAGCAAAACUCUCUCCAGAAGCGAAGGAUCUAAUUAGUAAACUCUUAUGCAAUGUUGAACAAAGGCUUGGGACCAAGGGUGCAGAUGAAAUAAAGGCACACCCGUGGUUCAAGGGCAUUGAAUGGGACAAGUUGUAUCAAAUGAAAGCUGCAUUUAUUCCUGAGGUCAAUGACGAAUUGGAUACUCAAAACUUUGAGAAGUUUGAAGAGACUGAAAAUGCAAUUCAGACGUCAUCAAAAUCAGGUCCAUGGAGAAAGAUGUUAUCAUCGAAGGACGUCAAUUUUGUGGGUUAUACGUACAAAAACUUGGAAAUCAUUGAUGAUAAUCAGUUGCCUGGAAUAGCUGAAUUGAAGAAGAAGAGCGCAAAAUCUACAAGACCUUCCAUCAAAUCUCUUUUUGCUAACGAAUCUGCAAUGGCGACAAAUCAACCCGUUCAAGGCAGCUUUUUGAAACUCUUGCCUCCCCAACUAGAAGUCCCCGAGAAACCGAUCAGCGCCGGUGAGAAGCAUUCAUGAUUUAGCUUGUCGUCGGAGUUGCUUCCAAAAACCAAUCCUGCUUUUUUGGUGAGACUACCCUUACUUUUUAACUGUUGCUUUGCAUAUUAGGGUAAAUUUUUGGACUGAAAGGGUUUUUAGAGGGAAAAUGGGCUAAUUUGUUGGGAGUGAGUGAGUGAGUGAUUAAAGACAAGCACAGAUUGGCUCUUGGAUCAUCCGUUUCCAUUGGUCACUGUAAAAUAUUGCCAUGGAGGGAGGUAUAGGUUCUUUCCAAACUCCGACUUGUGAGUUCUUUAUUCUUUUCUUUUAUUUAUUUCCAACCCCUCAUGCAAGAUGCAAAGUCUCCUUUGUUCCAUUCUCUAGCAUUACUGUUCUUGUAAUUAACUUACUGUGUUGUUUAUAACUCGUAUCAUUUUACAUAUCGAAAUUUUAGAUUCAUAUUAACACA
Cucurbita moschata (crookneck pumpkin) is the source of this 2402-nucleotide messenger RNA. RefSeq names its product serine/threonine-protein kinase tricorner-like. The transcript is spliced from 14 exons. The record is from RefSeq and is a predicted model, not a curated record. Gene Ontology annotation, molecular function: ATP binding; protein serine/threonine kinase activity. The coding region runs from base 317 to 1975 and encodes 552 amino acids. Gene Ontology annotation, biological process: intracellular signal transduction; peptidyl-serine phosphorylation. NCBI's taxonomy places the organism in Eukaryota, Viridiplantae, Streptophyta, Magnoliopsida, Cucurbitales, Cucurbitaceae.